Molecule: messenger RNA, 1971 nt
Organism: Scutellospora calospora
Lineage: Eukaryota; Fungi; Glomeromycota; Glomeromycetes; Diversisporales; Gigasporaceae
Source: the annotation of a GenBank genome assembly
AUGAACAAGUUGGUUUUAAUCUUUUCUUAUUAGUACCAUCUAACAGAUAUAAACUUCAGGACAUUGUACGUAACUAUCCCCUUAGUUUCUCCGCAACUGACCUGAAAAAAUUCGGAAUACCUUCCGAAAUUAUUGCUAUGACACCAGUAAGCGCCCUUUCAUAUCGAUUCAUAUUACCUGAGGAUCAACCGUGUGAACGUUCCGAAGGUUUAUCGACUUGGGGUGCAAAUGAGGCACUUAUUUGUCUUAUUGAACGUGGUGCGAAUUCAAAUCUCAUUGAUGAUCGUUGGGUGGACAAUCAUUACCAAUGGAUUUUGUGGAAAAUUGCUGCCAUGAUUCGGUCUUUUCCACAUAGAUUUAAAAAUUGGUGGUGUCCCGCACUUAAAUUAAUCAUAGAAGGAGAUGGAAAUGCAAGCUGGCCAAUGGUUUUAUGCGUGUCCAAUAUAUUUGAAGAUUCAGAUUCUCAAAUAACAAUUCCACCAGAAUUUUUGUCGCAAAUUAUGACCGACUUGGUUGCUAUUUUGAUCGAAUUAGGGGAAAAAGCAGAUACAUGCCAAAUUAAAUAUGGCCUAGAGUUGACAGAUACUUGGUAUAAAAUUCGAGCUAGCAUUGAUCAGCCACUUCAGCGUGCAAUUAUGAGAACCAAAUUACGGAUUGGAUAUAAAUUGGAAAUAUUUGGAGCCAAAAUUAUAGGGGGGUCAGGUGGAUUACCUGCACUCGACAUAUCGAGCUCUCCUAUUCGCUUAAAUAUUUCAGCGAACUCUACUAAACUUGCUCAUUGGGAUGCAAAAUUAGGAUUUAGGCGAUUUCGCCCGUGCGCGUUAUUGCAUAGUCUUUCACCUGAUGGUGGGUUCAUUCCUGCGAUAGAUGUAGUAGUACAACGAAAAUAUCCUUUACUUUUUCGCGAGGCGAUGAAGGAUGGUACUGGUAUUAUACGUAAUGCAAGGGGUGAAGAACACUAUAUGAAGGAACAUGAGGUGAAAUUUAGUGUAUUAAUUGAGUCAUUGAUAAGUAAAUUCGAAAAAUCAUAUAAUGAUGAUUUUAAAAAAGCAAAUCGAAAACGACUAUCGAAAGAAGAACUUAAGGACAUUACAGCUGGGGAUGAACUUUACGCGCUCAUUCAAAAUAAUGAUGAUAUGUCUGAAUUUUCCCAAGAAUUAAGUUCCUUACAGAUUGAAAGACUUCAUGAAUAUAUCCAACGUAGAAAUGAAGAAAAGUCGAUGAAGAUGAGUCAAUGGAUUUCGGAACAAUCUGUGUAUCUCGAUAAUAAACGCACAGUUACAACUUUUUUUAAGGUUCGCGUGAGCGAUUAUCAUCCAUAUUCAACACCUGUUCGUGGACGUGAUGCCAUAAUAACCAUUUGGAAUCCUGACGAGUUUUUAGUUGACUAUUUGCAAGAAGGACGGCGGUACAAGGUAUACGCAUUAUCAGUGGCAAAAAAUCAAGGACAUCCAUUACCUGAAUUGUUGCCAAUACGAUUAACAUCAAUUGGAGGGUCAACUAUUUGGAAAGAAACUCCGAUAGAAUCGAAUGUUAUUACAUCAUAUAUACCACGAACAAUUACGCCCUGCAGUGAACUUGAUAGAAUGAAGUACAAUGAUGAAGUCGACAUAGUUGUAAUACUUUUGGGCGAACCUUAUUUUAGUGAUAAAUUUGGAAAACGAAUCCAAUUUCAAAACAUUUUAGCACUUGACAGUAGUGAACAAAUUGUGCAAAUAGAAGUUAAAGAUUCAAUAUCAGUUAAUAUGGGCAAAAUAUUAAAGUCCAAGAAUAUUCUCGCUUUCAGCAACUUGCGAUAUCGUGACUAUGAUCCAAAACAUGCUGUGUACAUUUUAUCAUCAUGUGAUGAAACCGAAAUCAAGAUAUUGCCACGUGAGACAUAUUUAAGACAGGCUAAGGACGAUUUAGAAAAUUGGGCUAAAAAUAAUACUUCGAUUAUUUUUAAAUACGAAGAAAUUGCAAUAGAACUUU